UGUGAUAAGAUUUAUUGUUAUUGUUUUGUUAAACUUCUCAAUACCGCAUUAUUCGAGUAGCCAUUGUCUGUUAGUACUCAGAUGGGUGAAUCCGGCGAAGUUCAAGCUCCCGUUUCGACUAUUAAAGAGAAACUGAAAAGACAACCGAGCAGCCGGAACCUAAAGAGAAAGUUUUCAUCUGAUGAAGACGAGUGUCCCCUGGAGAACAGCAGAGGAAGUCUGAGACGGUCACUGCGAAGAGGAAGUUCCUUCACCUUCCUCACCCCAGCACCACAAUGGGACUUCACUCUGAAACGCAAACGAAGAGAGAAGGACGACAGCGACGCAGUCAGCCUCUGCAGCUUCGACUUUAAGCGGAUGAGCUCUUCUGACCACUCAGUCAACAAGCCCAAAGAACAAGUUGUCAGCUACUUGGCACCUCGAUUAGCAUCUGUGCUUUGUCUCACACACGGCAACAGCACGGAGUCUGUGUCCUGUUUCACACCUCAGUGUUGA
This is a messenger RNA of Sphaeramia orbicularis (orbiculate cardinalfish), 495 nucleotides long. Its product is annotated as neuroepithelial cell-transforming gene 1 protein-like. Lineage: Eukaryota; Metazoa; Chordata; Actinopteri; Kurtiformes; Apogonidae. The record is from RefSeq and is a predicted model, not a curated record. The transcript has 4 exons. Bases 82 to 495 code for a protein of 137 amino acids.